AUGAUGAAGGAGUGGUUCAAGGAUUACCGCAGUAAGUUACACCGGCAAUGCAAGAGGUGCGUGAGCCACGAGGAGGCCAUACAGUCCGCACCGCUGCACGUGACCGAUGAGGACUGGCGGAUACUCUGUAAUAGGUUUUCAUCUGAUUCUUUUCAGCGAGAUUCCGUCACUGGCCAGGAGCUCGGACCAGUAGACUUCUACAAAGGGAUUCACUGUCAACAGGCGACGGGAUCUUGGGUACAUCCUAGAGCCAGCGAGAUUUGGGAGGAGAUGGACACCUUACGCAAUCAGCCCACUCCCGAUGGUACUCAGUGGAGUGAGCCAGAGAUCUUGAGUCAGGUGCUUGGCACCUGUUCUGGAUAUGUACAUGGGUUUGGCCAUGGUGCCAAGCUCAUGUCACCCGCUAGAGCUACCUCCAGCCGAUCCAUCAUCGUUGGCGAUAGCGCCGUACGCCAAGCUGAUACCACAGAGAGAGAGGUUCAACCGCUAUGGGUUAUCGUUGAUGACAUCAAAUAUCGGCUAGAUAGGUAG
Messenger RNA from Magnolia sinica, 531 nucleotides. RefSeq lists its product as uncharacterized. The transcript has 3 exons. Bases 1 to 531 code for a protein of 176 amino acids. Lineage: Eukaryota; Viridiplantae; Streptophyta; Magnoliopsida; Magnoliales; Magnoliaceae. The record is from RefSeq and is a predicted model, not a curated record.